AUGACCCUCAGAGUCCAACGGCCACUCCCUGCUUUCCUCAAACCAGGGGAAACAAACCCCUCCGAAGAAGCUUCGAGUGACAAUAUACAGCAAGCAGUACAUAGUCUUGCAUCUAUUUCCGGUGCGGGAAACUCUGUCUUACUGAGUAUGGUUAUUUAUGUGACGAAUGUGUUCGGGCAGCGCUGCAGAAUACGAGCCUUACUGGACUGCGGUUCGCAAAUGAGCCUCAUCACCAAAGAAUGCGCAGAAUUUUUGGGUUUGAAAACUAAACCCAUCCGAACGCACAUUUCGGGAAUAAGUGGUUCAGCUCAUUCAAUCAAAGCGAAGAUUUUAGCCCAUAUUUCGAACGAAACAGAGACUUUUUCUCACAAUUUAGAAUUAUGUAUUAUUCCAAAAAUAACAGAUGUAAUUCCUUCGACAAAACUGGAUAUUUCUAAUUUAACGAUACCGCAUGACAUUAAAUUAGCAGAUCCUAACUUCUAUACACCUGGUAAGAUCAAUAUAUUGAUAGGAAAUGAACUAUUCUUUAACAUCUUGAGGGAAAGUAGAGUUCAAACGCUGAAUGGAAACAUAAUAUUGCAAAACACAGAAUUUGGUUAUUUAAUGACAGGGGUUCUACCUGCUGUUAAUAAUCAAUCCUAUUGUUAUUUGAUAAAGGAAUCAAGUCUCGAUAAUGCGAUUAAGAAGUUUUUCCGAUUAGAAUCCUUCUCGGGAGAUGGUAAGGAAGUCGUAAAGAAUGAAGAAGAGAUAUUUUGCGAAAGGCAUUUUAAUGAAACAUACUCGCGUGAUAAAACAGGUAGAUACAUAGUAAAAUUACCUAUGAAGGAUGAUGCUACUUCUAUGCUGGGUUCAUCUAAAGAAAUUGCUAUUAAGAGACUGAAUACAAUUUGGAAUCGUCUUGAUUCUAAUAAAACUAUGGCUAAUUUGUAUAAGGAAUUUAUGAACGAAUAUUUAAGCUUAAAUCACAUGGAACCUGUUAUGCCCGUGGAUAACUGUGACACUUGUUACUACAUUCCCCAUCACGCAGUUUAUCGCCCGGAGAAAACUUCAACUCGAUUAAGAGUUGUUUUCGAUGCAUCGUGUAAAUCAUCCAGUGGCUAUUCGCUAAAUUCAAUUUUAUUGAACGGAGGCACAAUUCAGGAAGAUCUUUUUUCUAUAGUUUCCAGGUUUAGAAAACAUCGAUUUGCCUUUAGUGCCGAUAUUAAGCAGAUGUAUCGACAAAUACAUCCAUCACAAAGAAAUUUACAGCAGAAUGGUUUGGAAGCCAAGCCGCGAAGGCCUCAGUUCAAGUGUUUAUAG
Molecule: messenger RNA, 1299 nt
Organism: Stegodyphus dumicola
Lineage: Eukaryota; Metazoa; Arthropoda; Arachnida; Araneae; Eresidae
Source: RefSeq, a predicted model, not a curated record